AUGGAAGAAGAAUUGGCUAUAGAGGAUCUACCGAGAUUGACUGGAACAGUGUCUCUGAAUAAUGGACUCUUGCAUUCAAUCUAUAAUGAAACCACUGUAUUCAAGAUACUCCGAUGGUCGUUGGUUGAGAUCCCUAAAUACAUUCUCAAGCUCAUGUCCAAAAACCUUGAGAUUAACUUGAACGUAUCGUCAAUCUUGAUAAUAACAUUGUUGAUAGCAGCCGGGAUCUUGGUCAUUGUGCGAUACAAGUUUCUCACCGGCUAUUCCGAGGAUAUUAAAAAAGGCGGCAGCAAUGCCAACACCAAGGCAUUGGGCCAACAAAGUACAAACUACCCCAAGUCGACAUCGUCUGGUCUCUUUGUUGAAAAGAGCAAGGACAAGAAGCCAAGCAACUACCUCGACGAGUUCCUCAUGGCAAUCAAGGUAUUUGGGUACUUGGACAAACAAGUUUUUCACGAAUUGACGAAAAGCAUGACGACACAGAAAUUGUCGCGCGACGAAGUCAUGUGUCUUGAUGAAAAGAUUGGAUUUCUGAUUGUGGUAGAGGGAACUGCUCAAGUGUAUACCAAGGUGACGAAAAAGAGUAAUCGAAACAAGUAUGAUGAACUCGGCCAAAAUGGAAGGGACGAGGGAGAAGAAGCUGAUGAAGAUGAUGAAGAAGAAGAAAAAGAAGUAGGAGAUGAUGGUGAUGAUGAAAUGGACGUAGAAGCAAUGAGAAAUAGAGGCAAUGGCACAAAGAAUGGGAAAAUGCAUGGGCUAGAUACUGACAAUUUUGAAGAGAAUGAUGAUUUUCUUAAACUCGGCGAGCAAAAUUACCAGUUGCUCAAUGAAGUGAAAAGCGGUGCUGCAUUGAGCUCGCUAAUAUCUACACUAGACUUGUUCAAGCCUCUCAAGUCGGAAUCGACACUGACACCACUUGACUCUAUGGGCAGUGGCGUGUCAUUAAACCUUGACUACUUGGACAGAGCUGGCGCUAGAUUAAAAGCUCUUGAGAAUGACAGCGAUGCCGAUACAAGAGACUCAACGUAUCCAGAUAUUAUAGUUCGACCAAAAAAGAAAAAGCACAGUGACACAAUCACCGUUGCCAUUAUCCCGCAGUCAGCUUUUGAAAGGGUGCAAAUGAAGUACCCCAAAUCCACGUCGCAUAUAGUGACCAUGGUAUUAACCAGAUUGUAUAAAGUAACAAUGACCACAAUCCACAACUAUCUUGGACUCACUGGUGAGAUCUUCAAGCUGGAAAUUGAAUUGAACAAGUCGUGUGAGUUGGGUUUACCAAGGUACUUGGUAGAUGGAUUGAUUGAAAGGUUGAGCCAAGGAGGCAGCAACGAGAGGAAACAACAGGCCAAACAUUUCCGAAGAAGUCCCCUCGAGAGGACGCAAUCGAGAUACGUGUUACUAAACUCACGUGUAAAGAGUAAUAAUCCCGGGGAUUUGCUUUCCUCUGUGCCGAUUUCUCGUGAUGAUCCUAAAUUAAGAGUCAACAAGUCAUCAGCACCUACGUUGGUUGAUGGAAGCAACAGAAUAAACUUUACAGAUAAUAUUGAAGAAACUGAGGAAAACUCGUUGAGGAUUGCCAUAAUUGAAAACAUUUUCAAAAUCGUGGGCAUUAAUGAAGCGCAAAACUUGCCACACGAACAAGCUCCGUUUAGAAGUUUGAAUUCCUCGGCAAAUAGUUCCUCUAUAGCUUUAAACAGUCCUGGAUACUUUUCACCAAACUUACCAGCUACAACUGGAAGACACCACAAUGUGCUCAAGUUUAGUUCCAAUGACUCGUUGAUGAACACAAUUAGUCUUUCACAGCUAAAGUCGCAAAAAACACACUCUAUAAGCCGGGGAUCAACAACCCAGAAACAACUAUACAAAAGAAGGAACCCAAUAACCGAGAUGAAUAUCAAGGAUGCAUUUGCAAAAGUGAUGGAACUCAAGUACAUUGAACCAAACACCACGGUGGUGCAGCAAAACUCGGUAUUUUGCGGUCUCUAUUAUGUCAUUAACGGUUCUUUAGAGGUUCACUAUAAGCAAGCCGAGACUUAUUCGAAAUCGGCAACUUCAAAACACGUGUACACGGUUGGUGCUGGAGGAAUUGCAGGCUACAUGUCGUGCGUUGUGGGAUUUCGUUCUUUGGUUUCGAUAAAGACGCCUAAAAAGACAGGAGCAGUUGUUGCCUAUAUUGCCAAAAAUGAUUAUAAUCAGUUGCUUGAUAAAUUCUAUUUCUUGCAGCUCCCAAUGGCUACGAAGCUAAAGAGUUUGUUAUCAAAGCAGGUGAUGACUAUAGACUAUGCGCUAGAAUGGUGCCAUAUACCUGCAGGAAAUGUGCUUUGUUCGCAAGGUGAUUUGGCAAAUGGGUUUCAUGUUGUGUUGAGUGGUAGAUUCAGAGUAGUUCGUAAGGAAAAGAGAAAGGGCUCAAAUAGAGACGAAGUCAAGGUACUCGGCGAGUAUGGACAUGGUGAAUCCAUUGGUGAAGUUGAAGUGCUUACAGCCUCAAGACGGUCCAACUCACUAAUAGCAGUGAGAGACUCUGAGACGGCAAGGAUCCCAAGAACAUUGUUUGAGAUUCUUUCCUUUCAAAAUCCUUCAAUUAUGGUUAAAGUGUCUCGACUUGUAGCGUCAAAGGUGCUUUCUUCGGAAAAGACCUUGAGUCAAGCAACGCAUAGUUUCAUCACUUCCAGCAGCAAUGAGAGUUUCAUCUCGGCAGAUUACAAAACUAUUACAAUACUACCAACGGUUUCAGGAUUGCCAGUUCGUGAUUUUGCCGAUAAGCUAGUGCAUUCAUUAAAGGCUAUUGGCCGCAAUGUUAUAGCAUUGGAUCAAGCGCUGACUUUGACACAUUUAGGAAGGCAUGCUUUUGAUGAGAGUUUGGUGAGAUUGAAAUUGUCUGGGUACUUUGCAUACUUGGAAGAAGAAUACGAAACGGUGGUAUAUAUCUGUGAUACACCAGUGCAGUCAAACUGGACGUCAACAUGUAUCUCGCAAGGAGAUUGUGUAUUGUUGCUUGCUGAUGCUGACGAUCAAUAUACGGCAUCAUCAGUCGGCGAGUAUGAGCAGUUGUUGAUAAAGAUGAAAACCACAGCACGAACUGAUUUGUGCUUGAUCCAUCAAGAAAAAUUUGUUGUUUCUGGAUCCACAAGUCGUUGGUUGAAGAAUAGAAUGUGGGUGCAAGGCCAUCAUCACAUACAGAUGUACAUUGAACGUAAUAAUGAGACCAUUGGGCCUGGAAAAAAGUCGUUCAUCAAUGAGAUGGCUGCAAAGUUUGUGCAAAACAAAUCUUUGAUCUCCAAAUUUGAAGAGGCAAGAAGCAAAGCUUUGAGUUGGAGAAGAGAAGAGCAGCUGAAGGACUUGACCUUGGGGUCUCACAAGAGUGAUUUCUUGCGUUUAGCCAGAAUCCUCUCGAACGAAGCGGUAGGACUUGUGCUCGGCGGUGGAGGAUCAAGAGGAAUAUCCCACGUUGGUGUUGUGACGGCACUCGAGAGACACGGAAUACCGGUUGAUCUUAUUGGCGGUACAUCAAUAGGAUCAUUUGUUGGUGGUCUCUAUGCUAAGGACUACAAUAUUGUAUCUAUCUAUGGGCGAGCAAAGAAGUUCUCCAAGCGAGUAUCAUCAGUCUGGCGUAUGAUUUUUGACCUUACAUACCCCGUGACUUCGUACAUUACAGGAUACGAGUUUAAUAGAGGUAUCUGGAAAGUGUUUGGCUUUACCGAGAUUGAAGACUUUUGGAUCAAAUAUUUCUGCAACUCAACAAACAUUACAAAUUCAACGAUGGAUAUUCACGAGUCAGGAUACGCAUGGCGCUUUAUUCGUGCUUCAAUGUCUCUUGCGGGGUUGCUCCCACCCAUAGCCUUCAAAGGAUGUAUGCUUCUUGAUGGCGGAUAUUUGGACAAUCUACCAGUGAUGGAGAUGAAGCGUCGUGGUGCCAAGCAUAUCUUUGCAGUUGACGUUGGUUCAGUUGAUGACCGUACCCCAAUGGACUAUGGUGAUACCUUGAGUGGAUUUUGGGUCGUAUUCAACAAGUGGAAUCCAUUCUCGAAGCACCCCAAUGUUCCAAACAUGAUGGAUAUCCAGUUGCGUUUGGCAUAUGUCGCCAGUGUUAACGCCUUAGAAGAGGCGAAAAGGACGCCAGGUGUUUAUUACUUGCGUCCACCAAUUGAUAACUAUGCAACAUUGGACUUUGGGAAAUUCGAUGAGAUAUACCAAGUUGGAUUAGGGUAUGCGGACAAGUUGUUCACUGAAUGGGAGAAUAAGAAGCAAUUGCCGGAGAUUGCUGGAUUUGUGAAAAGGGAUGGCAUGCAAAAUGGUGGAGAGAGGAUCAAAAUGUACAGAAGAAACACAAUGUAG
Molecule: messenger RNA, 4332 nt
Organism: Lodderomyces elongisporus
Lineage: Eukaryota; Fungi; Ascomycota; Pichiomycetes; Serinales; Debaryomycetaceae
Gene: NTE1
Product: lysophospholipase
Exons: 1
Coding region: 1-4332 (1443 amino acids)
Biological process (GO): lipid metabolic process
Cellular component (GO): endoplasmic reticulum
Molecular function (GO): phosphatidylcholine lysophospholipase A1 activity
Source: RefSeq, a predicted model, not a curated record